AUGCCUGCCUUCAAGUUCGAAAUCUUCCCAGCCGGAUGUGUUGGGAGCGAUGGCGAUGAGAAUUUGGCACGAAUGAGCUAUACAAUCACGAGAGAUGUACACGAUUUGCAACGCAUGGUUUGGCAAAUUCGGGAUGCUAAUCCUCAUUGUCCUAAGUCGAUAAAAGUCCUCCGACUUUUGUCCGAAUUGGACGACCAAGUUAAGAACUGCUCUAUCCCUACCUCAUCGUCACCUGAACUCCUAGAUGAAUUGAAGACUGCUCUCAUUGAUUUCAUACAGUUCUACGCAAAGGAUGAGACAUUGGUGAAGUUUUGGACCCAAACAACGACGGAUGUAAGACCGGAAUCAGCAAGUGGAUCUACGCUUGAAGAAAUGUACAACAAUGGUGCCAGUACUAAUCACGUGUUUUCGAAGAAUUCUGAAUAUUCUCUUAUUCAAGAGGAGCCGCUGGCAACCCCCGAUUAUCAAGCUGUUAAAUUGACUUUACAAUUGAGUGCCUCCUGUGAACGACUUAAUGUGACUGUUAAUCAGGGUCAUGAUUGGUAUCUCAAUGGUGAAAAUCUCACAACAAAUUUCGUUAUUGACGGCCGUAUUAGUGCCGAUUCCGCGAGACCACUGUUUGACCAGAGAAUGGUGGUUGUUGCAACCAGCAAUCCCGUUCUAAACGAAUCUUUCACACUUGACAUUCCUCGAAAUCAACUUGAGAACGCUAGUUUCAUUUUUACAGCACGCCAGUUAGACACAAUAGGUGCUAGACACUUAAUAGGGGACGCAGUGGUCCCCUUGUGCACCCUCCCCAGACAGUCCGUUAUUGAUUCGAAUUCAAAUGUGGUGACACGGUGGUAUGAACUCUCCCGUCGCACAUUUGAGAGAUUUACUGAGCGCGCCUUUAGAAUUUUCGUGGCUUUAUAUUCAGGAUUUAGAAUGCCGGACGUAAAAACCUCAGAAAAUAAGGUUGAUGAAAAUGCACCAAAGACUCUUUCCAAAGAAAGAAAGCAUAAAUCUGAAAUGACAGAUGAAGAGUAUCGUAAGCACAAGGAGGAAAAAAAGAUGCGCAAGUUAGAGAAGAAGAAAAAGAAGUUAGAAAAGGAAAAGCGUAAGGAAGAAAAACGUAAGAGGAAGGAAGAGAAGCGGGCAUCUAAGCAAACGGAAAGCUCUUCAAAAUCGGAAAAAUUGGGUAAAUAUAAGGACUCCAAGGGUGAUCGUCAUAAACAUCGUAGAUCUGAUACUCCUGUGAAGGAUAAAAAGGGAAGUGAAUAUGCUGAACCUCCAGCGAAAAGGCCUAAACCUGAUAGGAAAGAUGAGGAAAGUGAGGAAAUAAAAGAUGAUUCAACGAAAUCGGGAUCACAAAAACCGAAAGGUCCGGUUUCUCUUGAGGAGCUUAUUCAACGCAAAGAGGCAUCUGAGGCGGAGCUCGCAAAGCCUAAGUUUAUUUCCCGCGAAGAGCGAGAAAAAUUGGCCCUUCAAAGGCGUGAAGCAGCCAUUCGGGAACAGAAAAACCGGAUCGCUAAUGAAUUAAAUAAACAGAUCGAAUAUCUGUCUAAAAAUCGAGAUGAGGAUAUCUCCUCCCGUUACGAUUCCCGCGAUUCUUAUCGUUCCAGACGUCGAAUUGAUGAGUUAGAUCGAAGAUAUCCCGACAACAGAGAUAGUAGAAGGGAUAGGCGUAGUGGAGACUUGGGUUCUAAAGCACUCGAGAUUGAUAAGGAGCGUGAAGCCGAGGCUAUCAAAGAACGUUACUUAGGCCAAAAGCGUUUUACUAAGCGUCGUCACCGUCGGCUUAACGAAAGAAAAUUUGUCUUUGAUUGGGAUGCAAAUGAAGAUACUAGUCAGGAUUACAAUCCUCUCUACAAAGACAAGCAUCAGAUCCAAUUUUUUGGCCGGGGACAUAUCGGUGGAAUUGACAUCAAACAACAGAAAAAAGAACUAGGAAAGUUCUAUUCUAGCUUGAUCGAAAGCCGACGCACAGACGCUCAGAAAGAGCAAGAAGUUAAACGUCUUCACGGUUUGGCUAAACGUGAGGCCAGGGAGAAGUGGGAUGAUCGUCAUUGGACUGAGAAAUCUCUCGAAGAAAUGACCUACCGUGAUUGGCGUAUCUUUCGUGAGGAUUACGGUAUUUCCACGAAGGGUGGUAACCUUCCCAAUCCAAUUCGUUCCUGGAAGGAGUCUACUAUACACAAGGAUCUGUUGGAUGUUAUUGAAAAGGUUGGCUAUGUUGAACCCACGGCAAUUCAGCGUCAGGCCAUUCCAAUCGGUUUGCAGAAUAGAGAUAUCAUUGGAAUAGCAGAGACAGGUUCAGGUAAAACUCUCGCCUUCCUUGUUCCCUUAUUGACGUGGAUUCAAACUCUUCCCAAAUUGGUUAGAAUGGAGGAUACAGAACAGGGCCCUUAUGCUCUAAUCAUGGCCCCCUCUCGUGAAUUAGCCCAGCAGAUUGAAGAAGAAACAGUGAAAUUUGGAGCUCCUUUGGGUAUUAAAACCGUUGCUGUUAUUGGAGGCUUAUCCAAAGAGGAUCAAGCCUUGAAGCUGCGCAUGGGAGCUGAAAUUGUUAUUGGUACCCCUGGCCGAUUAGUUGAUGUUCUGGAAAGCCGGUACAUCGUGCUUAAUCAGUGCACCUAUGUGGUAUUGGAUGAGGCGGACAAGAUGAUUGACAUGGGAUUUGAACCACACGUUAACAAUAUCCUCAGUUACCUCCCGGUGACUAAUCAGAAACCUGAUACUGAAGAAGCAGAACAGGACGACAAACUUUUGGCAAACUUUUCGACGAAACAGAAGUAUCGACAAACUGUCAUGUUUACGGCUACUAUGCCUCCUGCUGUGGAAAGAUUGGCUAGAUCCUAUUUGAGACGUCCAGCGACGGUUUACGUUGGUACUGCUGGCAAACCGACGGAGAGGGUCGAACAGAUUGUCUACAUGGUUUCGGAGAACGAAAAACGCAAGAAGCUCUUGGAUAUUUUGAACGAGGGAAUAGACCCUCCAGUGAUAAUUUUCGUGAAUCAGAAGAAGGGUGCAGACAUUCUUGCCAAGGGUCUGGAAAAACUCGGCCACUCCGCGGUUGUGUUACACGGUGGGAAAGGUCAGGAGCAUCGUGAGUAUGCAUUGGCGUCUCUCAAAUCUGGUCAGAAGGAAAUUCUCGUGGCCACUGACGUAGCUGGUCGUGGUAUUGAUAUCAAAGACGUCUCCAUGGUUAUCAAUUAUGACAUGUCUAAGACUAUUGAUGAUUAUGUCCAUCGUAUCGGUCGUACUGGUCGUGCAGGAAAGUCGGGCACAGCCGUCACUUUUCUUACCAAAGACGACACUGGAGUGUACUAUGAUUUGAAGCAGCUUCUGCUCAACUCACCCGUUUCUUCGUGUCCAGCUGAAUUGGCUAACCACCCAGAAGCGCAGACUAAGCCUGGACUGUUUGUCCAAAAGAAGAGACGAGCUGAUGAAACGAACAGUGGGAUUAUUUGCAAAGAAGAUCCCAAUCAAUUUUUUACAGACCUCUCUCAAAUAGGUGCUGGAAAUUUCGGAAUAGUUUAUCGGGCUACCGUGGUUGCUACUAACGAAGUUGUUGCCAUCAAAAAGCUGAAAUAUGAUUCCAAGCGAAAAGUUUCGCUUGAAGACCUAAAGGAUAUGAGGAGGGAGAUAAAAUUUAUAACCUUAAUGAAACACAAAAACUGCGUUCAGUGUCGUGGAUGCUAUAUUGAUCAGCAAGUUCCAUGGAUUGUUAUGGAGUAUUGCUUGGGAUCUGUCGCAGAUAUUCUAAAAGUUCAACGGCAUUCACUUAAGGAAUGCGAGAUUUCUUGCAUUGUUAGCGAAGUUCUCAAUGGCCUCGUAUAUAUUCAUUCCCAAAAAUUCAUUCAUCGUGAUAUAAAAGCAGCAAAUAUUCUCUUUACUGAAAGUGGUGGUGUUAAAAUCGGCGAUUUUGGGUCUGUGAGUUUUAAAAGUCCUGCAAAUAGCUUUGUCGGCACACCGUACUGGAUCGCGCCUGAGGUUAUUCUUGCCAUGGAAAGUGGUCUGUAUGAUUGUCGUUAUCAUUCCGCAUUAUUUACCUUUGUGCUCAUUUUCUGUGUAGCUGAACUGAAACCGCCAUAUAUGGAGUACGCAAAUACAAUGGCCGCCCUCUAUCAGAUUGCUCUGAACCCCGCUCCGCGGCUUAGGGAGUCCAAUUGGAGUUCGGAUUUCUACGAUUUUGUCGAUUUCGUUCUCAAGAAAAGUCCUGAAGAGCGUCCAACCUCCUCCGAAGCUCUGAGCCACCGUUUUUGUACCUCCAUCCCCGAUCCUCAUCCAAUUCUCCACGACUUGGUGCAGAGAGGAAUGGCCAACGCCACUGAGGGCAAUCAAGUUCGUCCUAAGAUCAAGAGAAUCCUUCAUGAGAAUACAAGUAAUGGAGGAGAGAGUUCUUCCACUGCGGAAUCUCCAGCCCGUAAUGGUGUGGAAGGUCGUAAACAUCAUGGCGGACCUCAUAGAGAUAUCUCCUAUGAUGAUGGCGAGAGUCAUUCCACCGUUGAUGGCGCGACUGAGAGCACGUCCAAUAGCCUCCGAAGUGGCCUCUCAGGUGGUUCUACGUCCAGUCUUCCCUUCAUACACCUCCAAGAACCAGACCACCAGCAACAGCUCCAAGGAGUCACUACCGCAGCUAUCUCCAGCCAGAAACCAGCAGCGACCUCCGGUGCUGCCACGAAGGACCAUUUUAGUUGCCAGGGCAUCAUUGCAAACUCCUAUUACGAAAAUGCCCCCGCCCCCUGCAGUGAAACAGAGAUACAAGGUACUGGCAAGAGUGCAGACACAGACGGCAGUGAAGCAGCCACCGAUCGGUGUCUCCACGGAGUUGCAGUCGGUCAAAAACAGCAACGGUGGGAGCAGUUCGAUGAGUCUGUCGGAGGAGGACGACCUGCCGGUGAUCGAUUUGCAGGAGGACGAAGAAUGUCAACCGAGAACAGUUUCGCAAAUCGUGGCUCAAUGGGAGCGGGUUAUAGCGACGACACGCAACUAGCCGUCGAUUCCAGCUACGCCAAUAUUCUUUCUAGUAGUGGUGGCGGUGGUAAUAUUGACUUACCAACCUCUGCCUCCGCUUCCCAAAUCCCUCUGGAACAAUCCUCUACCCAUCUUUCUUUCCCAGAACCCCCAGCCUUCCUCCCUGCUCAUAAGAAAUCCACUCAAACCCCCUCUAGUGGUCUUCUACCUCAAGGUGACAUUACUCCUGCUGUUGGUGCAGCCGCUGUCACCAAUAUUGCAAACAGCGCACCCGGUGCCACCAAUUUCACACCAACGCCCCAACCCAUACCCGCUCAACAUCGUCGCCAAUUCAUACGUCCCUCUAUACGACCGAAACAACAGCAACAGACGGGUCAACAGCAGAAUUUCCCUACCCUCAAGACUCAACGUAUGAUGCGUGCGGCUCCCUCGAUCUCCAUAGUCCCCAGUGAGAGUGGUGUCGGAAGUGCUGUGAUUGUUGGCGGGGCCAGUGGUAGCCAAUCGGAUGUUGCCGCUGGUGCAGGAAGUGAUGAGGGAGUGCGAUUGGAUGAUGUCUACUCUUUCAGUGCGAUUAAGAGAUUGUGUGCUAAGCAUAUGAAGAAACUGCAGCAGGAACAGGAUAGACUUAAGGAAAUCGAGAGCGCAAAGAUGGCCGAGCUGAACCGUGAGUACACCAAUUUCAUAACCGCUAAGAAGAAGUGCGUCUGUCGAAUGCAAGAGCAGCAUGAGAACUCACUUGAUCGAGCACUGAAACGCACAGCUGAUGAGGAGACACGCUUCGUGCGUGAACUGGAAUCGAAAGCCAAAGAAAGGCUGAAGAGCAAGAGAAGAAGUGAAUUCCUCCAUAGUGGUGGAAGCAACUCGCCCUACAAUGACCUUCAUGCACCAGAUUUGAAUCAAAUGUACAAACAAGUUAUGAAUGAGAACAAUGUCAAGUUGUGUAGAUGGAGGUAUGAGAAGCUGAAGGCACGAUAUGAACUACAGAUGAAACAAUUUGAAGAGCGGAAGAAACUGGAGAACGAAGUUCUUAAAGACAAAUCGUGCAUGCUUCUAAGCCAUCACACACAAGUUGAAGCAAUCGAGUUGGCGAACCUUCGUGCAAAGCAUGCUCUUCAAUCACGUCACCUCGAGGAGAAAUGCGCCUUCUUCGAUGCAGAGCAACGUCGUUUUGAGGAACUUCAGUUUGCGGAGUUUGAAAAGGAAGCUCGCCAUAGACGCAAGAUUCUCGCCAAGGAACUCAAGCACUACGAAGAGACACUGCGGCCACAGAACAAAGUCACGGGUUGGUUCUUGAAUCGAAAGAAAACUUCCACAUCCUCACAAUCGCCAAUUCCCUCGUCUCAGUACCACAACCAACCUGGUUCCCCGGUUGGAGAUAAGAACAAAUCACCGCACAAUUCUUCCCUCCCUUCAUCUCCGAGUGAAACCAAGGCCACCCUAGAGGAGUAUCGUCGACAGAAAACGGAGGCACUCGAAGAAGAGCUGGCUCGUGAUCGUGCCAGGUUGAAUGAAAAAAUGCGUCAACUGAGAGAGCAAAUGCACAGCUACCAGGACCGUCUAGCUCGAGAUUUCCGUUCUCAACGUGACCACGAGGAUACUGAACUACGCAAUCGCAUCAAAAUGAGGGCCGAUAAGUUGGAAGAAGCUAUUGAAAACAACAAGUCUACAGUAAUGGAAGAGCACAAUCAAGAAGAGCGCAAAAUAGAAAUAGAUUACGCCAGCUUGCAACGUCGCCUUGAAAGUGAUUGCCAAUUUCUUGGGGUGGAUUUCCAGGCUGUUCAAUUUUGUGCUGAGACAGGAAUGAAUCCAGGAGUUAGGUCUAGUUAUCAUUAUGCCUCCUGA
This is a messenger RNA of Rodentolepis nana, 6795 nucleotides long. The record is from the annotation of a GenBank genome assembly. Lineage: Eukaryota; Metazoa; Platyhelminthes; Cestoda; Cyclophyllidea; Hymenolepididae.